AUGAAUUAAAAUUAAAACUUUACAAGCAAUCUUAAUCUAUUUCCUGAAAUAGGAACCCAUGGAUCCAGAGGAAAAGUAAAUGCUUCAAUUUAAGCUAGCAAUAUGGUGGAAAUAAUAUUACCAUGAGAGGGACAGAAAUUUUUGAAGGCCUUACGACUGGAAGACCAUCAAAAAAUAUUAUAUAAGCCCAUUUCAAAGUCUUAAGAUUUUAUAGAAAAGUCUGUCGUCUAAUUCCAUUUUUAUUGAGAAUUCAUGAUAUGGAAGUCACCUGCAAUUCAUAAUAGGCAAUGCUCAAUGUUGCAAAUGUCAUUAGAAAAAGAGCAUAUUUACGAGAUCCAGAUGCAGUUGAUAGAUGGGUUUGAAUUCCAUUUUGAUAUUCAUAGGUUUAUAGAGGAUAUGAACUACUCUACCAAGCUGAAUGGCAUAUGUUAAAUAGAGAUCAUUUAUUCUAAUACUUUGCUAAUCAAAAUAGAUCUGAUGCUGGAUAUUCAUACUUAGAAAAUUAAAAACUUAAAGGAAAGAGUGAGUUCUUAAAAGAUUUCUAUAUCGGAAAUAAAACAUAUGAAUAUUGAAAUUAUAAGUUUAAAUAACAUAUUGAAAAC
This is a messenger RNA of Paramecium octaurelia, 602 nucleotides long. The record is from the annotation of a GenBank genome assembly. NCBI's taxonomy places the organism in Eukaryota, Ciliophora, Oligohymenophorea, Peniculida, Parameciidae.